AUGGACCCGGAGGAUGACCCCUUGCUGCAGGAUGUGUGGCUAGAGGAGGCGCAGGAAGAGGAGGAGGAAGCAACGGGUGAGGCCUUUAGGAGGGCCCAGAAGCCGGGGCCCCAAGCUGGGGCAGGGGGGCAGUGUUGCUGGCGGCACUGGACCUUGCCCUCCCGGCCCCCAGCGUCAGGCUUUUGGAAUACACUGGGCUGGGCCUUCACCAAUCCGUGCUGUGCGGGGCUGGUGCUCUUCCUCGGCUGCAGCAUCCCCAUGGCUCUUUCAGCCUUCAUGUUCCUCUACUACCCGCCGCUGGACAUUGACAUCUCUUACAAUGCCUUUGAGAUCCGCAACCAUGAGGCCUCCCAGCGUUUCGACGCCCUCGCACUGGCACUCAAAUCCCAGUUUGGGUCCUGGGGGCGCAACCGGCGCGACCUGGCCGACUUCACUUCUGAGACGCUCCAACGCCUCAUCACAGAGCAGUUGCAGCAGCUACAUCCAGGCAAUCGCUCACGGCCGGCCACCCGGGCCCCGUACCACGUCCCUGCCGCGCUGCAGCGUGGCCCAGGACCGUGGGACACCUCCACCGCUCAGAAGCCAGCAGCCAAUCGGAGCGGGCGUCUUCGGCGAGCGACUCCACCCCUGGGGAGCCUGGCAGCCAACCAGAGUGAAGCCCAGGUGAACCAGGGGCUGGACAAGAGUGGGCGGCGCCAACCCAGCGCCCCUCCCCCCACGGCGCCUGCGGCCAAUCAGAGCCGUGCCCGCCGCGGCGCCUCGCGUUGGGACUACUCACGCUCCUAUGUGAGCGCCAACACCCAGACGCACGCGCACUGGCGCAUCGAGCUCAUUUUCCUGGCGCGUGGCGACGCAGAGCGCAACAUUUUCACGAGUGAACGGCUGGUCACAAUCCACGAGAUUGAGCGCAAGAUCAUGGACCACCCGGGCUUCCGGGAGUUCUGCUGGAAGCCCCAUGAAGUGCUGAAAGACCUGCCGCUCGGCUCCUACUCUUACUGCUCCCCGCCGAGCUCGCUCAUGACCUACUUCUUUCCCACUGAGAGGGGUGGCAAGAUUUACUAUGAUGGCAUGGGCCAGGACCUGGCCGACAUCCGGGGCUCCCUAGAGCUGGCCAUGACUCACCCGGAGUUCUACUGGUAUGUGGACGAAGGCCUCUCUGCGGAAAACCUCAAGAGCUCCCUCCUGCGCAGCGAGAUCCUCUUUGGAGCACCCCUGCCCAACUACUACUCGGUGGACGAUCGCUGGGAGGAGCAGCGGGCUAAGUUUCAGAGCUUUGUGGUCACCUAUGUGGCCAUGCUGGCCAAGCAGUCCACUAGCAAAGUGCAGGUUCUGUAUGGGGGGACGGACCUCUUUGAUUACGAGGUUCGCAGAACCUUCAACAAUGACAUGCUCCUGGCCUUCAUCAGCAGCAGCUGCAUUGCCGCCCUCGUCUACAUUCUCACCUCCUGCUCAGUGUUCCUGUCCUUCUUCGGAAUUGCCAGCAUCGGCCUCAGCUGCCUGGUGGCACUCUUCCUGUACCAUGUGGUCUUUGGUAUCCAGUACCUGGGCAUCCUCAAUGGGGUGGCUGCCUUCGUGAUAGUGGGCAUUGGCGUGGACGACGUCUUCGUAUUCAUCAACACCUACCGCCAGGCCACCCACCUGGAAGACCCGCAGCUGCGGAUGACCCAUACCAUUCAGACGGCGGGCAAGGCCACCUUCUUCACCUCCCUGACCACGGCCGCCGCCUAUGCAGCUAACGUCUUCUCCCAGAUCCCGGCCGUCCACGACUUUGGCCUGUUCAUGUCUCUCAUCGUGUCCUGCUGCUGGCUGGCUGUGCUCUUCACCAUGCCUGCUGCCCUGGGCAUCUGGAGCCUUUAUAUGGCGCCGCUGGAGACUGCCUGCCAGACCAGCUGCCACCAGAAGUGCGGCUGCAGGAGCUCCCUGCACUUCCCCGGGGACGUGUUUGCUGCUGCUGAGCGGGCUGGGGGCAGCCCUGCUCAGGGCCCCAUGCCCUACCUGGAUGAUGACAUCCCCUUGCUCAAUGUGGAGGAGGAGCCAGUGUCGCUGGAGCUGGGAGACGCGUCCCUGGUGUCUGUGCCCCCCAAGGGCCUGCAGCCAGCCCCCGAUGGGGGCAGCCGGGGGCAGCUCAUCGCCCAGCUGCAGGAGCUGCUGCACCACUGGGUCCUGUGGUCGGCCGUCAAGAGCCGUUGGGUGAUUGUGGGGCUCUUUGUCUCCAUCCUCAUCCUGUCCCUGGUGUUCGCCAGCCGGCUCCGCCCCGCCAGCCGGGCCCCGCUGCUCUUCCGGCCGGAUACCAACAUCCAGGUGCUGCUAGACCUCAAGUACAACUUGAGCGCCGAGGGCAUCUCCUGCAUCACCUGUUCAGGUCUGUUCCAGGAGAAGCCCCACAGCCUGCAGAACAUCCGGACGUCCCUGGAGAAGAAGCGGGGCUCAGGGGUGUCCUGGGCCGGCCGGCCUGAGGCCGCCCUACAGGACUCCCCGGGCACUGUGUACGUCUCCAAGGUGAAGAGCAAAGGCCACCCGGCUGUCUACAGGUUCUCCCUCAACGCCAGCCUGCCUGGCCCUUGGCAGACCGUGUCCUCUGGGGACGGGGAGGUGCCCUCCUUCCAGGUGUAUAGAGCGCCUUUUGGUAACUUCACCAAGAAGCUGACCGCUUGUAUGUCUACAGUAGGGCUGCUCCAGGCGGCGAGCCCCUCCGGCAGGUGGAUGGUGACGACCUUGGCCUGCGACACCAAGCGGGGCUGGAAGUUUGACUUUAGCUUCUACGUGGCCGCCAAGGAGCACCAGCACACCCGGAAGCUGUACUUUGCCCAGUCCCACAAGCCCCCUUUCCACGGGCGUGUGUGUGCGGCCCCUCCUGGCUGCCUGCUCGGCUCCAGCCCCGAUGGGCCAACCAAAGGCUUCUUUUACGUGCCCAGCGAGAAAGCGCCCAAGGCCCGCCCCUCUGCCACCUUCGGCUUCAACCCCUGCGUGAACACGGGCUGUGGGAAGCCGGCGGUGCGGCCGCUCGUGGACACGGGGGCCAUGGUCUUCGUGGUCUUUGGCAUCAUUGGCAUCAACCGCACGCGGCAGGUGGACAACCAUGUCAUCGGAGACCCGGGCAGCGUCAUCUACGACAGCAGCUUUGACCUCUUCAAAGAAAUCGGGCACCUGUGUCGCCUCUGCAAGGCCAUCGCGGGGAACUCGGAGCUGGUGAAGCCGGGCGGGGCCCAGUGCCUGCCCUCAGGCUACAGCAUCUCCUCCUUCCUGCAGAUGUUGCACCCCGAGUGCAAGGAGCUGCCUGAGCCCCACCUGCUCCCAGGGCAGCUGUCACACGGGGCCGUGGGCGUCAAGGAUGGCCGAGUGCAGUGGAUCUCCAUGGCCUUCGAGUCGACCACGUACAAGGGCAAGUCCUCCUUCCAGACCUACUCGGACUACCUGCGCUGGGAGAGCUUCCUGCAGCAGCAGCUGAAGACGGUCCCCGAGGGCUCAGCCCUGCACCGCGGCUUCCAGACCUGUGAGCACUGGAAGCGGAUCUUCAUGGAGAUCAUAGGGGUGCAGAGCGCCCUGUACGGCCUGGCCCUCUCCUUGCUCAUCUGCGUGGCUGCGGUGACUGUGUUCACCACCCACGUGCUGCUCCUGUUGCCUGUGCUCCUGAGCAUCUUGGGCAGCGUCUGCCUCGUGGUGACCGUCAUGUACUGGAGCGGCUGGGAGAUGGGCGCCGUGGAAGCCAUCUCCCUGUCCAUCCUCGUCGGCUCCUCCGUGGAUUACUGCGUGCAUCUGGUCGAGGGCUAUCUGCUGGCCGGAGAGAACCUGCCCCCGCACCAGGCCGAGGAUGCCCACUCGCAGCGCCAGUGGCGGACGCUGGAGGCUGUGCGGCAUGUGGGCGUGGCCAUCGUCUCCAGCGCCCUCACCACAGUCAUCGCCACGGUGCCCCUCUUCUUCUGCAUCAUCGCCCCGUUUGCCAAGUUUGGCAAGAUCGUCGCACUCAACACUGGAGUCUCCAUCCUCUACACGCUCACGGUCAGCACAGCCCUGCUCGGCAUCAUGGCGCCCGGCUCCUUCACCCGGACCAGGACUUCCUUCCUCAAAGCCCUGGGUGCCGUGCUCCUGGCAGGGGCCCUGGGGCUGGGCGCCUGCCUGCUGCUCCUCCAGAGCGGCUAUAAGAUCCCCCUGCCCGAUGGGACCUCCCUAUAG
Lagenorhynchus albirostris (white-beaked dolphin) is the source of this 4173-nucleotide messenger RNA. RefSeq names its product dispatched RND transporter family member 3 (gene DISP3). The transcript has 20 exons. Gene Ontology annotation, cellular component: membrane. Lineage: Eukaryota; Metazoa; Chordata; Mammalia; Artiodactyla; Delphinidae. The coding region runs from base 1 to 4173 and encodes 1390 amino acids. The record is from RefSeq and is a predicted model, not a curated record.